AUGAAAGGAGUAGUCAUUUCAGUGAUGGUUGUGCUAGCUAUGGUUCACUUCAUGGUGAAGCCAGGAGAGGCCAUCUCUUGUGGUCAAGUGGAUGCAUCUUUGGCACCAUGUGUUCCUUACCUCACUAAUGGCGGCACUCCUACAACUGAAUGCUGUAAUGGAGUGAAAAGCAUAAAAGGGAUGGCUACAACCCCAGUGGCCAAGAGAACAACAUGCAAUUGCGUUAAGGGUGCUGCUAAUCGCUAUUCCAACUUGAAGGACGAUGCAGCCCAAGCCCUCCCUGCAAAGUGCAAUGUUCAAAUGGAUAUCCCCAUCUCUCGAAGCACCAACUGUGACGCGUAAGCCUUUUUUUUUUUUUCCAUGUGUGUUUGUGAUGCUUUUCUGACAUGGUUGUUUAUCUUAAGUAGGUAGCUUUGUUAAA
Molecule: messenger RNA, 421 nt
Organism: Cornus florida
Lineage: Eukaryota; Viridiplantae; Streptophyta; Magnoliopsida; Cornales; Cornaceae
Product: non-specific lipid-transfer protein 1-like
Exons: 1
Coding region: 1-342 (113 amino acids)
Biological process (GO): lipid transport
Cellular component (GO): membrane
Molecular function (GO): lipid binding
Source: RefSeq, a predicted model, not a curated record